This is a messenger RNA of Trichoplusia ni (cabbage looper), 1189 nucleotides long. It is a transcript of the gene Rad51D, whose product is annotated as DNA repair protein RAD51 homolog 4. Gene Ontology annotation, biological process: DNA strand invasion; reciprocal meiotic recombination; telomere maintenance. Gene Ontology annotation, molecular function: ATP binding; ATP-dependent DNA damage sensor activity; four-way junction DNA binding. Gene Ontology annotation, cellular component: replication fork; centrosome; Rad51B-Rad51C-Rad51D-XRCC2 complex. Lineage: Eukaryota; Metazoa; Arthropoda; Insecta; Lepidoptera; Noctuidae. The record is from RefSeq and is a predicted model, not a curated record. The transcript is spliced from 5 exons. The coding region runs from base 101 to 1123 and encodes 340 amino acids.
UCAUUCGUGACAUUCGUUCCGUACUACAUACAAAAACAAUUGAAAACCGCGUUUGGAGUUAACGAAAUGUUUUACGAAACUAAAUUCUUGUUUUUAAUUAAUGAUAACCAUGCAAAAAUUAAAGUACCUUAGUUUAACCCACCUAUCUGAAAGUGUUUUAAAAAGGCUUGCUCAAAAUCAUAUCUUAACUAUUAUAGAUUUUCUUCAAGAAGAUGUGCAGAAGUUAUCAACAUUAACAAAAUUGAGUCUAUCAGAAAUAUUAUCAGUUAGAAAUGAAAUAUUUACCAAAUUUUCCGCUCCCCUAAUUAAUGGAACUACCUUACUUAGUAGGAUAUCAGAUACAAGGACUGUAUUAAGUACUGGAAUACUUAGUUUGGAUUCUUUAUUAAACGGAGGAAUACCAGUAGGUUACAUAACUGAAUUGUGUGGUCUAGCAGGGUCUGGAAAAACUCAGUUAUCCUUGCAGUUGGCUGUUAACUGUGCCCGACAAGAUACUAACACCAUACUUUAUGUUGAUACCAAAGGCGAUUUCUCAGCAAUAAGGAUACAAAAAAUAUUAGAUGCCAAUGGGUACUCCCAUAAGGAUAUGGCUGAAUUAAUGUACAAAAUUAGAGUAGUACACAUUUGGACUAUGGAGGAUCUAUUGGAGUUAUUUAAGAGUGUUAAGAAUGAAACACUUGAUAUUGCACACUUGGCUUUAAUAAUUGUGGAUUCAUUGCCAUGUUUGAUGAUGCAAUUUAUUGGUGAUGAGAAUAAAAUUGGACUAAAUCUCCUAAACACACUGGUAAACUACAGUAGAUUUAUAGGAAACAAAUUUAAUGUAGGUAUAGUCUACAUUAAUGUACAAACUAGAUGGAUAGACAACGACAUAUUGGAUAUGGAAGAUGAACAGCAGCUUUCAUCGUCAGCUUUAAAAGAACCUGCUUAUAUAGAGAAAAGAAAUCGAUGUUUGGGCAGAUACUGGCAAAACAUUCCAGCAGUAGUAUUGCUUGUAGAAAAACUCGAGGACAGUCCUGCAGAAAAAGAUAGCACACAAAUUAAAGUUACAGUUAUCAACUCAAAUAUGGCAAGAAAUGUGAAUUCUCAAUGUAUGUUAACCCUUAAUGCCUUUGGCGUAACUUAAUAUACAAGGGGAAUAGAGGUCGCGUAUCAAUAUUUCUUUAAGAUAAAUAAACAUUUUUACUUAAAC